Urocitellus parryii (Arctic ground squirrel) is the source of this 2143-nucleotide messenger RNA. RefSeq names its product RNA pseudouridine synthase domain containing 1 (gene Rpusd1). Gene Ontology annotation, biological process: enzyme-directed rRNA pseudouridine synthesis. The record is from RefSeq and is a predicted model, not a curated record. Gene Ontology annotation, molecular function: RNA binding; pseudouridine synthase activity. NCBI's taxonomy places the organism in Eukaryota, Metazoa, Chordata, Mammalia, Rodentia, Sciuridae.
CUAGUCGGCCGAGAAGCGACUCGGGGUGCCCGGUGGCCCGGCGCGGGGACGUGGGGCUGGAGCCGGGGCCCAGAGCGGCAUCGGGGCCGGGACGGCACUGCCAGGCUGCUUGUCGGUCCUGAAGCUGGAGGGGCGCUCCGAACCGAGGUCUGCCUCUUUGAUGUGGUGCCCCUGCCCACUCGGGAAACGGGCCGUAACCCCGUGGGAAGGCUUGUGGGGCGCGCUGGACACCCAGGCUGUUUCUCCCAGGUCUGGGGCGGAGAGGACCCUCUUACCGUCAGCCCGAGACGAAGCUGACUCGCCUGACUUUGGCCGGACUCCCAUCCCCAUCCGACGCCCCAGCCUGGCCCCUGUGCAGGGCAGCAAGGGCUCCUGCGGAUGCAGGCGCACGGUGGGUCUGCACACUGCCUGAGAUGCACUGUGCGUGGCUGCAGACCCGGAGCCCGGCACCCCCAGUCCCUAGGGCUCACUCCCACCUGCGAGGCAGCCCCCUCCAUGGAGCCAGGCAGCGUGGAGAACCUGUCCAUAGUCUACCGGAGCAGCGACUUUCUGGUGGUAAACAAACACUGGGACCUGCGCAUUGAUAGUAAAACGUGGCGGGAGACCCUGACCCUGCAGAAGCAGCUGCGGCACCGCUUCCCAGAGCUAGCUGACCCUGACACUUGCUACGGGUUCAGGUUCUGCCACCAACUGGACUUCUCCACCAGUGGGGCACUGUGUGUGGCCCUUAACAAGGCAGCUGCAGGCAGUGCUUACAGGUGCUUCAAGGAGCGGCGAGUCACCAAGGCCUACCUGGCACUGGUUCGAGGCCACGUCCAGGAGAGCCAGAUGACCAUCAGCCAUGCCAUUGGCAAGAACAACACAGAGGGCCGGACCCACACCAUGUGCAUCGAGGGCACACAGGGUUGCGAAAACCCAAAGCCGAGUCUCACAGAGCUGGUGGUCCUGGAACAUGGGUUGUAUGCUGGCAGCCCAGCGUCCAAGGUGCUGUUGAAGCCACUUACAGGCCGGACUCACCAGCUGCGUGUGCACUGCAGUGCCCUGGGCCACCCCAUUGUGGGUGACCUGACAUAUGGGCAGGCUGAGGGCCAGGAAGACCAGCCCUUCCGAAUGAUGUUGCACGCCUUCUACUUGCGCAUACCUACACAGGCUGAGUGCGUGGAGGCCUGCACACCAGACCCCUUCCUGCCCUCACUGGAUGUCUGCUGGAGCCCACACACCCUAUUGCAGCCACUUGACCAGCUUGUCCAGGCCUUACGGGCUGCCUGUGACCCUGACCCCAUGGACAGUGGCCCUGGGCCCUGUAGCCCCUCCACACUGCUGCCUGAGCCAGGCCAGCUCCCUCCUGAAACUGAGGCACAGCGAGCCUCUUGUCUGCAGUGGUUAUCAGAGUGGACACUGGAGCCAGACAACUGAGAGUCACUGGGCUGUGUAGGGGGUGCUGGCUCAGUGCCAGUCUGCAGGAGGGACUGGCAGGGCUGGCAGGAUACCAGGUAGUCAUGUUUGCUGGAGGAUUGAGGCUCAGACUGUGGAAUAGAUGCUUGGCUACGGAGCUUCCUCCCAUGUCCCCUGGAGAAACUGAGGUUCUUCCUGGGAUAGUUUUUUUUUUUUUUUUUUUUUUUUUUUUUCUUUCUGGGAUGUACUCCUGGGGCCUGCAUUUCACAGACUUGCCCAGGCCACUCAGCAGGGAGGGACAGAGCCAGGACCAGGCCAGGCUCUGCCUCCAGGAUGGGCUCACUCUGGGCUCCUCAGGGCCUGGGCCUCCCUGUCUUUUGUGUUGUGAGGCACUCAGCUCCAGUCUGCCUCUUGAGUUCCCAGCCUGGUUGGACCUUCUGCACCUGUCUCCUUCCUGGCCUGGCCUGCUUCACACCUUGCUUCAGCUGCACUCUGCUGCUGGCCUCGCCUACGUCUGGAGCACAGGGGUGUGGGGGGGCUUCGGAAGAGGCACCUCCCCAUGUACUCCUAUCCUCUGGGUGCUGCUUCUGCUACAAGGUCCCACAGGCUUCUGACUGCAGCUCCUGCCACACCACCAUCUUCCUGGAUCACACAGCAGUGGGAUGCCAGUCCAUGCCUUCAGGGAAAGCACAGCCUGGCCUCACCUCCUGUCCCCUACACCUUGGCCAACCACCCUGGCAGCAGCUGG